AUGCUACAACAGCCAGAGCUCAUCUUUGACUUUGCCAGUGAUCAUGUGAACAUGACACAGCUGAUGGCUUACUCUGAUUACCCGGCGGUGAUGGUUCCUCAUCCACACCUGUCCUUCGGCUUGGCCUGUGAACUGUCCAACAAAGACGACCAUCAACCACUACUUAAAGUGGAGCCAUGUGAAAGUGGAGAUGAGGACACCAUGGAAACACUUGUUGCUGCUGACUCUCUUCUCAACUUGGACUGUGCAGACACACUGUCUCUGGAGGACCAUUACUCUCAGGCCUUUUUGCCAUCACUGAGUGACAUCAUCACUGCUCCAGUUACCCAGGUGACGGUGUCAGCAGAGGGCAUUAUGGGAGCUGUCGAACAGACUCUGUGGCACACUGCGCACCAUGAGCAGUCUGCUCCACGCCAGUCCAAGAAGAGAGGAAAGAAAUACAGGAGUCAUAGAGCUGAAUCUCCCACACCUGAAAUUACUGUAAAGAAAGACAGAUAUAAUAAAGGGGGAAACACGUUAUACCUGUGGCAGUUCCUGAUGGAGUUGCUGCAAGACAGACAAGUCUGCCCACGCUACAUCAAAUGGACCGAUCACCGCCAAGGGAUUUUCAAAUUGGUCAAUUCAAAAGCUGUAGCCAGACUCUGGGGCAAACACAAAAACAAACCUGACAUGAAUUAUGAGACAAUGGGCCGAGCACUAAGGUACUACUACCAGAGAGGCAUCCUAAACAAGGUGGAGGGCCAACGUUUGGUCUACCAAUUUACGUCACUGCCCAAAGAUAUGAUUUAUAUCACUGAUGGGGAAGGUUCCAAAGAAGAAGAUUAUGAAAACAGCUCUGAUGAAGAAGAGAGCGAUGAUUCUGACGACAGCACAAUAUCCUCUUGUGACCAAUCAUUUGAACAGGAAACGUUUUCCGUACCUUUGCAGAAGAAAACAUCUUUACGGCCCCUAACAAGGACCAGGACCACCCCAAAGGCUGCAGCCCAGCGUGAGACAGUCUUGAGGUCUACCAAGAAUAGCCUUAUCCAGGAGCAGCAUCUGCCCAUUGUCUCCGCUGAGAUGCUGCGGACCCUCCAGAAUCUGCAGAAAGUCCAGUCUCUGCAGCCGUCCGGCCACGGCUCUGUCUUCAAAACCGCUCAGCUGCUGGGAAGCUUGUGUGAACGGCAAGCAGCCGCUGAACUGGAAGAGGACAGAAAACCUGUUCUCAACAACAGUGAGAAGAAGUCUCACUAUGGCAAAACCACAGUGGAAACGGUGUAG
This is a messenger RNA of Knipowitschia caucasica, 1260 nucleotides long. NCBI's taxonomy places the organism in Eukaryota, Metazoa, Chordata, Actinopteri, Gobiiformes, Gobiidae. The record is from the annotation of a GenBank genome assembly.